AUGGAUGUCGAGGCACUCUACACCAAUAUAGACCAUGAAGAGGGCCUGGAGGCCCUGAGGCCCAUGCAGCAUAAGAAACUCUCCUCUCCAGUGCCGAGCUGUAUGUCCAUGAAGAAUGACCAGUCCAUGGAGAAGCUUCUACGCAUGGGAGGAAAUGUUCCUGCUGGCCAGAGUGUGGAGAUUCAACAGGCCCACAAAUCACACCUGCUGGAGAGGUCCAAGUGUCUGAUGGAGGGACUCACACAUCAGGGAAGCUCCACGCUGCUCAGGAAGAUCUACACUGACCUUUACAUCACGGCGGGGGGAGGAUGGAGUGUCAAUGAAGAACACGAGGUCAGACAGAUAGAGAGGGCAUCCUGGAAAGAAGCAGCACAAGACAUACCAGGAGAAGAUGAAGAACACGAGAUCAGACAGAUAGAGAGGGCAUCCUGGAGAGAAGCUGCACAAGGAAUGUCAGUCAGCUCCAAACUGCUCAUCGCAAGUGGAGGAGGAGGAUGGCGGGGCUAUGCAGAACGUGCACUCAGACAGAUGCAGAGAGACAGGCCAAUAAAAUGCAGCGACAUCAUCUAUCGCUUAUCUGAAAAAGUCAGUCAGUUACCUGAUCAAGUCAAGCCCUCAUCUAAAGAAGUAAAUCACGUGGCUAAGAAAGUCAAACCAAUUGGAAUAUUACUGACAAAGGGAGUGGCUGGCAUUGGAAAAACCGUCUCUGUGCAGAAGUUCAUUCUGGACUGGGCUGAAGGCACAUCCAAUCAGGAUGUCGACUUCAUAUUUCCUCUUCCUUUCCGAGAGCUGAACCUGAUGAAGGAGAAAACAAUCAGUCUAGUUGAUCUCAUUAGGCACUUUUUCUCAGAUUUGAAGGAUCUGAGAGUCUUCACCAGUUUAGAGAACAGAGUCAUGUUCAUCUUUGAUGGUCUGGAUGAGUGUCGACUUCCCCUAGAUUUUCGCUCCAACCCUGAGUGCUCUGAUGUGACAAAGUCAGUGCCAGUGGACGUGCUGUUGACAAAUCUCAUCAAGGGCAAGCUGCUGCCCUCAGCGCUCCUCUGGAUCACCACCCGACCAGCAGCAGCCAAUCAGAUCCCUCGGGAGUGUGUGAACCAGGUGACAGAAAUAAGGGGAUUUAACGACCCACAGAAGGAAGAGUACUUCAGGAAGAAGCUCUGUGAUGAGAGCCUGGCCAGCAGAAUCAUCGCUCACCUGAAGUCAUGCAGGAGCCUCUUCAUCAUGUGCCACAUUCCGGUCUUCAGCUGGAUUUUAGCUACAGUAGUAGAGAGAACAUCAGAUGGAUCAGGGAGUGUAGAGAUGCCAAGGACUCUCACUCAUAUGUACACACGCUUCCUCAUCAUUCAGGUCAGAAUUAGACAUACCAAAUACACAGAGCCAGAAGAGAGAGACGAAGAGAUGCUUUUCAAACUGUGCAAACUGGCUUUCCAACAGCUGGAGAUGGGAAAUCUGAUCUUCUAUGAGGGAGACCUAAGGCAGUGUGGCAUUGAUGUCACAGAAGCAUCCGUCUACUCAGGAGUGUGUACUCAGAUCUUCAGAGAGGAGGCUGGACUGUACCAGGGGAAAGUGUUCAGCUUUGUGCAUCUCAGUAUUCAGGAGUUUCUGGCAGCGUUAUAUGUGUUCCUCUGCUUCAUUAACGGAGAAAGAAACAUGUCUGACCAACAGCAAACCUCUGAGCUCUCUGCUCUGUUCAGGGCAGCAACGCUUCAGGACCUACACAAGACGGCAGUGGAUCUGGCGUUAAAGAGUAGGAAUGGACACCUGGACCUUUUCCUCCGCUUCCUCCUGGGCCUCUCACUGGAGUCCAAUCAGAAGCUCUUAAACCAACUAAUGGCACAGACCAAAAGCCAAUCACAAAGCUCAGAGCAAACAGCCCAGUUAGUCAAAAAUAAGAUUAGAGGUCAGAGGGAGACAGACAGAAGUGUCAACCUGUUCUACUGUCUGAAUGAGUUGAAUCGGUAUGCUGUAGUGGAGCACAUUGACAGGAGCUCAGGGACUCUGACUGUAGAGGUGCUCUUACCAGGACAGUGGAAGACUAGGAAGUUUGUGUUUCAGACAUCUUUAGAGUAUCUGGAUGGAUUUUACCUGCAGAGGUACAUAGAGACACCAGAGAUGGAUCAGACUGAUCUCCUCAGCCCAGAUGACGUCCUCCAGAAGCUGAUACCAUCUGAUGUGUUCACGUCAUCCACCUCAGUAAUGUGAGUCUG
Messenger RNA from Engraulis encrasicolus (European anchovy), 2207 nucleotides. Its product is annotated as NLR family CARD domain-containing protein 3-like. Gene Ontology annotation, biological process: intracellular signal transduction. Lineage: Eukaryota; Metazoa; Chordata; Actinopteri; Clupeiformes; Engraulidae. Bases 1 to 2202 code for a protein of 733 amino acids. The record is from RefSeq and is a predicted model, not a curated record. The transcript is spliced from 3 exons.